This is a messenger RNA of Fonticula alba, 5955 nucleotides long. RefSeq lists its product as hypothetical. The record is from RefSeq and is a predicted model, not a curated record. Lineage: Eukaryota; Rotosphaerida; Fonticulaceae. The transcript is spliced from 2 exons. The coding region runs from base 34 to 5955 and encodes 1973 amino acids.
GCACGCACGCACGCGCGCGCGCCCCCUCCCCAUAUGUCUGCCUCCUUCACGACGGACGGCCCGCCAGACACCCACGCCUCGAGUCCCCGCCAGGCUCCGGGCCCCGGGGUGGUCGAGCCCAGCCCCGAGUCCACCCUGUCGGACUUCGAUUCGGACUUCGCCCCCUCCACCUCGGAGCUGUUGCCCCUGAGCACGGAGGAGAGCGCCAGCCCGCCAGGGGCAGCCGGCCCGGCGGCAGUCGCCACAGUGACAAGUCCGCCGGGAGCAUCUGGCCCGGGGCCACAGGCCGCCGGGCCGAUCCCAGCACUGCCAGGCGCCGAUGCUCGCGCGCGGUCCGUCUCGCUGUCGGGCCUCGGUGGGGGUGGCGCUGGCGGCGGCCCCCUGCCCUCCAGCCCGGCGGCCCCGGUCACCUCUUUCCAGCCGACCCCGAGCAUGCUGCGCUCGGUGCGCGAUGAGGCGGUGCUGGCGUCGCUCACCAGCGGCGCCGCCCCGCUUGGCAUCGUGCUGAGCCUCCCAUCGGUGGACAGCCUGACCCUGAAUGUCGACUCGGCGGCCGGCACGGCCGGGCCCGGUGCCGCCACCCUGCCGGAGCCUCGGCUGUCGUCCUCCUACUCCGGGCCAUCCUCCGGGCCGGGCUGGCCGGACACCGGGCUGUCGCCACCGUCAUCCGGGGCCACCUCGCCGCCGCCAGGCCCGGCUGGCGAGUGGGUGCCCCCCCUGCCGCCGGGCUUGGAGACCGGCCAGCCGCCGGCCGCGGCGGCUCCCCUGGCGGCGCUCAUUUCCUCGCCGCUCUUCGAGUCACUUGGGUCCCUGCGGCGGACCUUCGGCACGGUGCUCGGUCCGUCGGGCUCCAACUCCCUGUCCUUCCUGUCCUCCUUGUCGGGGAUCUCCGGGCUUGGCGGGUCGUCCCCCGCGCGACACCCCCCCGCCUCCAGCGGUGCCGGCCCCGGGGCCGGCCCCGGGGCCGGCAUUGACCCUGCCCUGCGGCGAUUCAUCGCGGAGUCCAGCGCCGGCUCGGGCGGCGCGGCGGUCGCCGACUCCGGGUGGAAUGUGGCCGCCUUGGCAUGUGCCCUGCGCGAUGUGGCCCACAGCCCGGAUUCGGACUUGGACGAUGUGGCCCUGGUGUCGGGCUCCGGGGCCGGGGCGGCCGAAAUCCGGCGGCGGUUCCCGGUGUGCGCGCGCCUGCGCCUGCGCCGGUAUCUGGCCCGGCCGCCGCAAUUUCGCUGGUCUAGUCCGGUUGGGGCGGCGCUGGCCGAGCGCCUGCGGCCGGCGGCUGGCCAGUCGACCGCCACGCGCGACCAGCUCUCCGGCGCCCUGGCAGCGCCGCAUGUGUCCUGGCUGGUGAUCGCCAUCGGGGCCGGGCGUCCGAGUGUCGGCUUCUCGCAUGCCGGCCCGGCCGAAGGGGUGACCGAGUGUGUGCGCCUGCUGCUGGCCUGCGGGGCCCGGGCUUGCGGGUGUCUGGAUGCGCUGCAUGCGGCGCCGUCGGUCGGCUUUGCCGGGGCCGGGCUGCUGACCGGGCCGGAGCCCGGCUGCCGGGGGUCCCCGAGCACUGGGCACUCUCACUGGCCGCCGCUCAUGGAAAAUGCCGUGGCCCUGGGAGCCGCGCUGCGGGCCCUGUCGGAUGCGCGCUUCACGCGCACCGGCGGCACCACCGGCCCGGGCUUCAGUCGGUUGGGCCCGGCCCGGCGUGUUUACCGGUCGGUCCUGCGCCUGCGCGCGCGGCUCAAGGAGGGCCUUGCCGCGCUGAAUGACCGCACGGUCGCCCCGGACCCGGACACCAUCCGGGCCCUGACCUUCGUCGAUCCCGAGGGCGAGGCCGACGCGGCCGUGGUCCUGGAGCCGGUCGAGCGCCGGGUCGACGAUCUCCUCUGGACCGCCUUCACGCUGAUCCGGCACGGCGCCCUCCGGCAUGAGAGUCCCUGGUGGCCGGCGCCCGAGGGGGACCGGUCUGAUGACCCGCUGCCGGCGCCCGUGGUCGCGGCCCUGGUGGCCGGGGCCGGCCUGCCGCUGGGGCUUUUCCUGAUCUACCACCGGCGGUAUGCAUAUGAUGACAGCGCUGCCGGCACCUAUCGGGCCCCCUACGCGCUGGAGCCUCCCCCGGGGCCCGGGCUGUCGGAAUACGGCACUUCCGAGGAGGUGGCCCGCUGGAAUGCCGACCUGACGGCCAGCGGGGAGAUUCGCGCCCGAUGCGAGGAGGUCCUCCAGACGCUCGGCACGCUGGGCUCCCUGGCGGCGUUGGGGCUGGCGGCAUCGGCCGCUCCCGCCGACUCGGGGAUGGACCAGUGGCGCAAUCGCGUUGAGAGCCUGGUCCUCGGGACGUCGCUGGCCAGUUGUGGCGUGUGCACGGUGUCGGUGGCCGAUGCGCCGACAUGCCAGCAUGGGCAUCUGGCCAGCGGGGCGGCCAGCCCGCCGGCACACCGUCCGGCCUCCGGGACCCCCUCCCCCCCGGGGGCCGGGUCCCCCUCGUCGCCAUUGCCGGCAUCGGGGUCCUUCCCCCGGCAGGGGCUGCCCGAGACGGCCGAGUCACGGCCGAGUCUGUUGUCGGCCAGCCUGCGGGCCGACGCGGCGCCUCGCCCGGUCGACGACACGUGCUGCCCGUGUGCGGCCUUCCUCGAGAAGCUACUUGAGCCGGUGGGGUCGGCCGACUCGGGCGUCGACCCGCCUCUCUGCCAGUCGCUGGUGCCCUUUGCCUCGCCACUUGCCCAUGGCCCCGGCGCCGACCUGCCCGAAGAUGGGGACUUGUCAGGCGACCAGCAGGCGCCCCUCAUCGAUGACGGGUGCCAGGGCACCAAGGCGCCGAUGACCAUGCGCCAGCUCCUGUUGGGGGUUUCCCCGCGACAGGAGUUCUCCCGGCCCACGGGCCCCGUGGCAUUGACAUCGCGCCAGGAGUAUCUGCCCUUGAAUCCGGCGGCCGGCCGGCAACUGCUGGGCUUCCAGUCGCGGCAGGUGGACUGGUCGCCGGCCUGGGCCGAUCCGGCCGACGAGGUGGCCCUGCUGCUGAGUCGUGUGGCGCUCGGGGUCUUCCCGCUGGACCUGCUCGGGGCCUUGCCGCUGCGAUGCGGCUGUCGGCUGCUGGCGACCGAGGGGUCGACGCGCGAUGCGCGACCCUCUUCCGGGCUGAGCACCACCCCCGGGUGCGAUGCUUGCCAGGGCCCCGGGUCGGCCGGGCAUUUGGCGCGCGCCGACCCGCCGGGCCAUGCCUUCUCCGAUGGCGGCCCUCGGGCUGGUGGCUUGGCCGGGCGCCCCGGGCGGGCCUCCCUCCCGGAGGAGGGCUCCGCUGUGCGGCACGAUCCCACCGGCGCCCGCACACUCGGCAGCCCUGCCACGGGAGCCGGGCGCCCGACCACCGGGGCCCGGCCCUACUUCGGGGGCUUCCACCUGGUGGAGGAUGCCUCGCCGCGGCCCGACAGCCCGGCCGGGUUUGUGGAGCUGCCCGAGCGCCCGGAGGCCUCGCCGCCCCUGUCGCCCGGGCUGGUGACCGGCCUGUCCGCCGGGCUGGCCGGCGGGCCGGCGGCCGAGCAAUUUGCCGAGCCGGUCUCCUCGGACGAUGACCUGCCGGGGCCGACGCAUGCGCUUGACGAUGCACCGGUUGCGGCGGCGGCGGCGGCGGCGGCGGCGGCGGCGGCGGCGGCGGCGCCAGCGGCAGCUGGCUCCCUGACGCAGCCGGCUGGCGAGCCGAGCCCCGCACCUGUGCCUGGCGGCGGUCAUGAGGGCGUCGCGGUCGCCGGCGCCGGCGCCGGCGCUGCCACCACCGCGGCCCCCCCGUCGCAUGGGUUCUGCCCUGAUGUGGACUUCGCCCUGGACGAUGUGGACUCCGGGGUGGACAUGGUCGUCGAGGCGGGGGACAUCGUGGCGGACUUCCUGGACGAUGACGACGACGCGGACGACGAGUCGGACGAGUCGGAUGCCGACGACCGCGACGAGGUGGACCUGGACCUGGACCUGGACCUGGAUGUGGACCUCUUCCAUGAUGACGAGGAGUUCGCCGUGGUCCAGUGGCCGGACCCCAUCGCCGGGGCCGGGGUCCUGCCGGGGCUGUGGCUGUCCGAUGCGCCGCCCACCGGGCCGCAGCUGGCCGUCCUGCGGCAGCAUGCCUUCCGGCUGAACCAGCAACUCCGGGACCAUGUGGCCCUGGUCGAGGCCACCGGGCGGUCCCUGGCCCAGCGCUUCGGCCUGGGCGUGGCCGAGCUCUGGGUCCCGUCCGGCAGCCUGGCGCACCAGGCCCUGCCUGUGGCCUCCUUCUCCACGCGCCUGGCCCAUGUGCGUCUGUUGCACCUGCUGUCGUCGGAGUCCCCGGCGGUCGGUGCGGCCUUGGACCCGACCGGGCGCCUGGGCCGCGCGGUGGCGCAUCUGCUUUCGUCCCGGCGCAUGGCGCGUACAUUGGCCGACUUCGAGCCGGUGGGGUUCGUGGCGCCGGCUGCGUCUGCGGCGUCUGCGGCGUCUGCGGCGUCUGCCGCGGCCGCCACGGCCGCCGCGCUGGCCACCACUGGCGGGGGCGCCGCCACCACGGCCGGCCCCAUCGCCGGCCCCGGGCCCGGGGGAGCUGUCCUGGCUUCGAAUGGCGCGGUGACGGUGGGUGCCGCUGGGCGAUCGGCGGCCGCGCCGGCGGGCGACCAGCUGGCCCUGCUCCGGGCAGGUGCCCGGCGCGCGCUGGCCGGUGCCGACACCCUCAGCCCGCCGGUGCGCAAUGACCUGCUGGACACCUUCGAGUCGGUCCGGGCCAUGUCUUCGCACCUGCAUGCCAUCGCGGAUUUCAUCGAGGACAGCCUGCGACUCUUCUCGGUGUCCUUCAUGCCCGGCGGCGAGGGGGGCCCCUUUGGGGGGGCCCCGUCGGAGCACGACUCGGCGGCCGUCAUGGGCGCCGGCCACCGGUCGGCCGGCGGCGGGCCCCCGGGCGCAGGUACCGGCGCGACGUCCGGCCACCUCGCCGGGUCCGGCCAUCAUGCGGCAACCGAGCCGGCGGCCCCGCUGGCCACCUAUACCCCGGCCCCGGGGGACUCGACGCACCGCCGGGGGGGUCUCAGUGGGCUGGCUUCGUCGGCCAUUGUGGCCGCCGGGGCCAGCGAGAGCAUUUCCAUGCUGCUGUCGGCCCUCGGGUCGCUGGUCGGCGCGGCGGCCGUCACCCCCGGCCCGGCUGGGCUGGCGUACUCCUUCGCCAGCGGGACCUUCCGGAUCCGACGCUUCCAGCAGCUGGCCAUCCACGCGCGCACCCUGUCCAAGCUGAUCCGCGACAGCCAGGCGAGCCUGGCGCGGGCCAUGCACCUGGCCGGGGCCGGGGCGCCAGCGCGCCAGGUGGCCGCCCCCCCGGACCCGAGCUCUCGCGCGCGCCUGGCCCGCGAGUCGUCCCUGGUAAUCACCGACCCGGGGCUGGGGCUUCUCCUGCAGGUGGUCGAGCGCGCGCUGCACCACUCGCCCACGUACCUGGCCACGGCCGACACCGGGGCCGGCCCGUCCGAGGCGGGAGUCGCCGCCGCCGCCGCCGCCGCGGCUGUUGUGCCGCCCUCCUCGCUGUCCUCGUCUGCGGCGGUGCCGGUGCCGGUGCCGGCGCCGGUCUCGCGCGUCGCAUCCUCCGUCCCCACUCCCGCGCUGUCGGCCUCCCCGCCGAUGGACCUGCACCCGGCCGCGCAGGAGCGCAUCGCCGCCGAGCCGGCCGGCUCGGCGGUCGCCGCUCAGCCGGCUGCCCAAGCGGCCGCAGCGCCGGCCGUGGCGGACGUCGGCCGGCCGAGCUACGCCGACCCAGACCUCCUGGCCCAGCUGCCGGCUCUGCGCAUGGCCCGCGCGCGCGGGUGCACGGUCACCGUCCUGGCGGCCCUGGUCAGCCGGGACCCGUGCGACGUGCUGGCCCUUCUGGCCCCGGACUCGGUACUCGAGCACCUAGAUGGCCGGCCCUGCCUCUGGCUGGGGGACACCCUGGCCGAGGCUCUGCAGGCCCUGCCGGUGGCAUCGCAGCGCUGA